Messenger RNA from Pieris macdunnoughi, 543 nucleotides. The record is from the annotation of a GenBank genome assembly. Lineage: Eukaryota; Metazoa; Arthropoda; Insecta; Lepidoptera; Pieridae.
AUGUAUCGGCCAAACUUUUACGAAAGCACCUGCUUUCGGUGCAACGAGAUUGUGUACCAAGUGGACAGAGUUGGACCGCUAAAGGACUUCACAUUCUUCCACAGUGGAUGCUUUAAGUGCGCUGUUUGUGGCACAAAAUUGACUUUGAAGACAUACUACAACAACCAACACUGGACAGAGGAUAAAGAAGUAUACUGUUCGAGCCAUGUUCCUAAAAUCGGUCCUGGCCAUCUUGACAACUCAUCCGUGGGCAUCCGAAGUGCACUGAAUGUUCCAAAAAGUAACAACUAUGUGAAUGAACAGAUCAGAGGCCACGCUAGAAACAGUCAUGAAACUGAACUGUCACCAAUCAGAGCCACAAAUGGCAACAGCGUGCAAGCCUCCCCAGCGCGUGAGUUGUCAAGAGAUACUCCAGACUACCAAUAUGGAAGGUUCGACGCAAGCGCAUUACACAUCGCACACGCUCUCAAACAGACAGAGCUUCAGAAGGCCUACCACAGACCGAGAGAGAAACCCAUUGAUUGCUAUUUGGUAAGUCACUAA